CAUCCUAGCAUAAUGCCUAAAGCCGUUUCUGACCGAUUGACAAGGGUUCAUGCCCAACCCGUCUCUGCAAAUCAGAGAAUCGGAUCUUCACAUGCAGCAAAUGGCAAAAAUGGAGAUUCUUCUGCGGCCAAGAAUCCCAUUUUCAAUACAGAAAGAUUCGGUCAACAUAUCCUCAAAAACCCACUUGUUGCUCAGAGUAUCGUUGAUAAGGCAAACUUGAAGGCAACUGAUAUUGUACUCGAAGUUGGUCCGGGAACAGGUAAUCUGACAAUGAGAAUUUUGGAGCAAUGCAAACGAUUACAAGUGAUCGAAAUGGAUCCAAGAAUGGCAGCAGAAUUACGCAAACGUGUACAAGGAAAGAAUGAACAGAGAAAGCUGGAGAUUACGAUUGGAGAUUUUUGUAAAGCAAAGCUGGACUAUUUUGAUGUGGUCAUCUCUAAUACGCCUUAUCAAAUUUCUUCACCACUCGUUUUCAAAUUACUCUCGCAUCGACCACAAUUUCGAUGUGCAAUUUUGAUGUUUCAAAGAGAGUUCGCUUUGCGGUUAUUGGCAAGGCCAGGAUCAGAAUUGUGGUGCAGAUUGAGCGCAAACGUACAACUUUACGCCAAAGUCGAUCUGCAAAUGCAUGUCAGUAAAGGUUCUUUCCGUCCUCCUCCCAAAGUGGAUUCUAGUGUUGUAAGGAUUGUACCUAUUCAACCUCCUCCUUCCAUCCCUUUCGAGGAAUAUGAUGGUCUCACCCGCAUCCUUUUCAGUCGUCGUCACAAAACGGUGAGAAGCUCGUUUGAUGCAAAAGGGGUCAAAUUGAUGUUGGAGGCAAACCAUAAAACAUUCUGCAGUCAACAUGAAUUGCCGGUAAAGGUGAAAAACACUGCAGCCUUUAACGAAUUGCUAGAUUCAAUCUUACUCUCAAGUACAUAUUCCGAUAAACGUGCAGCACAAAUGGAUGUGGAUGACAUCCUACAGCUCUUGCACGCAUUCCACAAGGAGAACAUCCAUUUUGGUUAAAACUAGUAUACCUGUCCGAUUAUAAUCAAUUCACUGUAUUUUUAC
Molecule: messenger RNA, 1050 nt
Organism: Meira miltonrushii
Lineage: Eukaryota; Fungi; Basidiomycota; Exobasidiomycetes; Exobasidiales; Brachybasidiaceae
Product: putative rRNA (adenine-N6,N6-)-dimethyltransferase
Exons: 1
Coding region: 13-1005 (330 amino acids)
Biological process (GO): rRNA methylation
Cellular component (GO): mitochondrial matrix
Molecular function (GO): rRNA (adenine-N6,N6-)-dimethyltransferase activity
Source: RefSeq, a predicted model, not a curated record